Messenger RNA from Porites evermanni, 3524 nucleotides. The record is from the annotation of a GenBank genome assembly. NCBI's taxonomy places the organism in Eukaryota, Metazoa, Cnidaria, Anthozoa, Scleractinia, Poritidae.
AGAAAUAAAAAAGAAGAUAUAAAGAAAGCUAGAAAUUUUCUUUUCUUAACGUUCUGGCGUCUUUCAAUCAAAAAUAGGUGCUGAGAACUUAAAUUUUUGACAACAAAUGAUUUCUUUUACCCUAAGGUAAAUCAAAUCUCCGUUUAUUUGAAAGUGUAGAAAUGUGGAGAGUCGUAAUUCUCGUUUUAAUUCUGAACGAGGUCAUUGCUGAGGAAAAGUCUUCCCAAACCGAGGAAGUGAAAAAGACUGUGGCAAAGAGAGAUGAAGUUUUUUACAACAAUGUAGGAUCGGUGAAAAAUUCCUACAGCAUCGCUGAUCAGGACAGAAGCUCGAGGUCAACAGACAAGCAAGAAGCUCAAGGAAACCAAGCGGAAAACACAGACAGUAGAUUGUUAUACUAUGGCCCAUUUUACCCUAGGGAAAUUGGUGGACGGGAAUAUCAACAGGACUACUCGGAAUAUCCCCCUUAUGGAGAGUGGUACGGACCUUUUGAGCCUCCCGAGGAAUACUAUGAAAACAGAGGAGAAUAUUACCCACCUGAGGGAAACGAAGGCUAUUAUAAACGUUCACUUUACCGCUACGGUCCCCGUGGCGGUAGAAGUGUGUAUUAUGGCCCUCGAGGAGGGAGAUCUCUGGAGAAUGCCAAUGGUCCCAGAGGAGGGAGGUCUAUAGAUACUCUCAAUGAUGAAUCUAGUGCAAUGGGGCCGAGAGGUGGGAGAUCCGUGGAAAGCGCUAAUGGACCACGUGGAGGAAGGUCUGUACACGAUGCGUCUACAACUAAGAAUUCAAACUCUGGACCACGUGGAGGGAGGGCUGUGGAAAGUGACGGACCAAGAGGAGGUCGAGCAGCGGAGGAAUCCCAAGAAAAGAGAUCGACAACAACAGGGAAAACAUCCGACGCCGCGUCAGGGACGGAGAGUGGCCCUCGAGGAGGAAGAGACGUUAAAGCCGACGCAGGCCCGAGGGGAGGCCGAGCAGUUGCCGACGCGAAGAAAACCAAUGCUGGUAGCGGACCCCGUGGAGGCCGAGCUGUCCAGUCUGAUACUGGCCCACGAGGAGGUAGAAAUGUGGACGAGAAAGGUCCCAGGGAGGAGAGGGUCAGGUCAGUUUCAGAUUCCUUAAGUAAAGGCCCCAGGGGUGGUAGGUCUGUAGCGCCUGGUCCGAGGGGUGGUCGAGCAAUAAAUUAUGGUCCCAGGGGGGGUAGGGCUAUUGCAUUUGGUCCCAGGGGUGGACGGGCUAUAGAAUAUGGUCCAAGAGGCGGUCGAUCGCUAUUUUUUGGCCCACGCGGUGGUAGGGAAAUUUAUUACGGUCCACGAGGCGGAAGAGCUAUAGAGUACGGUCCACGGGGUGGUAGAACAGUAGAUUAUGGCCCCAGGGGUGGUAGAUCGCUAGAAUAUGGGCCCCGAGGUGGUAGGUCUAUGGAAAUAUACGGUCCUCGUGGUGGAAGAGCUAUAGAGUACGGUCCUCGGGGUGGUAGAACAAUAUAUUAUGGCCCAAGAGGAGGUAGAUCACUUGAAUAUGGACCCCGAGGAGGUAGGUCUAUGGAAGAAUAUGGUCCUCGUGGUGGAAGAGCUAUAGUGUACGGUCCUCGGGGAGGUAGAGCUGUAGAAUACGGUCCCAUGGGAGGUAGAUCUACUGAAUAUGGCCGAGAUAUCGAUUUUGGUCCGCGUGGUGGAAGGUCCCUAUCAGAGGGCCCAAAGGGUGGUCGCUCAGUUUUGGUUGAUACUUUUAAUGGUCCAAGAGGAGGCAGGUCGCUGGACAGAAACGGCCCACGCGGGGGUAGAGCAGUGGAAUAUGGCAUGUAUAACGGUCCCCGUGGGGGGAGAGAUAUUGAUUACAUAUAUGGUCCCCGUGGAGGUAGAGGGCUAGCGUAUGUAGACGUGUAUGGUCCGAGAGGAGGAAGAGCACUAGGGGAAGAAGAAUUUGGUCCAAGGGGAGGUCGCGACCUUGACUAUAAAGGAGAGGAAUAUUAUUAUUACGGUCCUCGGGGAGGGAGAGCUAUUUACUAUGAAGCAGGGCCCCGUGGAGGAAGAGAGGUGGAAUAUGGGCCAAGGGGAGGGAGGGACCUUUUCAGUGGGCCACGUGGUGGAAGGGACAUCUAUGGACCUCGUGGGGGACGCAGUACUACCAACACUGACAGUAGCAAUGGACCUCGUGGUGGGCGUGAAGUAGAAAGUGGACCUCGAGGAGGUAGGAGCACAAUAACUGAAGCAGGUCCUCGUGGCGGACGUUCCAUUUUAUCUGAAAGUGCUAUGGGGACGCACAGUGCGGCGACCAGUGACGGACUUCGUGGAGGAAGGAAUCUUAAAAGUGGCAGCACUGAGAAAACAGGACCUCGUGGCGGACGAAGCGCCUCCGAAAGCAGUAAAGCAGAUAAGCGAGAGGCGGCCAGCACGUCAGAGAAGGAGACAAGUGAGAAAAAGAGACAAGAAAGAGACGCUGAUAUUGAUAUGGCCAAGGUCGAUAAACUGUUGUCAAAAUCAGUGAACCAGGUGUAAAUGUCAUCUAUUUUAUGAGGUAAUCCAGUUAUAUUCUUGCCAGUCGUGUAUAAGACUCUUUUCUCCAAACCAAACAUUUCCGGUUCUGUUCUAAAGUUCAUAAGACUUAAAAAAACGUUUUACAACUAAAUUAUGGAGCGACAUCCGUAAAAGACUGCUCAGUGGCUCACAAAUUACGGUUCCUUUUUUAACGAAUAACGAAAAAAAUAUGGGGAGUGAAAUGUGAAAAACCCAACACCAGAAAAUCAUGGGAAAGUUAAUAGAAAAAAGUCAGAUGAAAACUGAGAUGAAUAGGAAAGUUAUGGAAAAUUUUUUAGCCUUUCUCAAGUUGUAGAAAAUUCUAGAUGGUAUGUGCCCCUGUACAGUCCCUGUGACGUGAGAGUUACCUUAUGACUGAAAACGACUGUUAUCACAAUCAACCAUCUUAAUCGAUGCAAAUUUAGCAAGCUUUAUUUGGCUCUUUAUGUCGUUUUGUGACAAUUUCUUUUCAAAACAUUGUUGCCACUGAAAAACAUGUCAUGAACCAACAUCUCUCCAAAAUGCUACCCCGGAUCAUUGAAUGUUACAAAAAGUGAUUAAAAAAUUUUCCCCUCAAUUCAAAACAGCACAUCGUUGAUAAAUUAACCUGCACUCCCUAUUGACGUAACUACAUUUACUAUGUUAUCACAGGUUAGCGGUCAUUAAAUUUGAUGAAGGAUUUAAAAUACGAAGCAUAUGAUCAUGAAUGGACAACAGAUUGGUCCCGGCAUCUCAAUAACUCUCACUAUCCAAGACGCGAAUAACGAAGACUUCUUUUCCGUUUGAAAACGAGUCCGCCAACAGCGCUAUGUUACUCAGUAUUCUGCUUUAACUUUAAAAUAAGUUGCGUUUCUUAAGCUGUAAAAAUAUAAGUCGGAUUCAAGUUUAAAAUAGUUUGAAAUCGUCUCAAAAUGUUAUAUGCGGUGAAGCGAGAGGAAAUAAAUAAAGAUAUAUCAUAACCACGCAAAUGCCGUUUGUUUGAGGUUUCAACGUCAACUGUGGAAGGGC